Messenger RNA from Alternaria alternata, 1530 nucleotides. RefSeq names its product polyprenyl synthetase. The annotation marks the transcript as partial. NCBI's taxonomy places the organism in Eukaryota, Fungi, Ascomycota, Dothideomycetes, Pleosporales, Pleosporaceae. The record is from RefSeq and is a predicted model, not a curated record. Gene Ontology annotation, biological process: isoprenoid biosynthetic process. The transcript is spliced from 8 exons. Gene Ontology annotation, molecular function: prenyltransferase activity.
CUCUUUGCCGUCGCUCGAUUUGGAUCCAACUUCAGUCUCACUAAAGAGGAAGAAAAACUGAUCGAACCAGUUCUCAAACCUUACUAUGAGAUGAUGAUUCUCACGAACGACUAUUUCUCGUGGGAAACGGAGUAUACGACUUUCCUCCGGUCCAACGAGAAGGUCGUUGUGAGAAACGCUGUUCCCCUGUUCAUGGAAUGGUAUACAAUGUCUUCUCAAGAAGCAAAAGUCGCUCUCAAAGAGAAAAUCCAAUCCCUUGAGAACGACUAUUGCUCACUCAAAGCUGAGUUCUUUUCCCAGUACCAGAUUCCAGGUUCUUCGCCUGCUAUCAUGCGGUGGUUUGAGAUCCUGGAAGGCGUACUUGCAGGCAACAUAUUUUGGAGCAAAACAUGUCCUCGAUAUAACACGGCAUUUGGGAGUGAGUACAAACAGUACCUGGCUCAGAGAAUUAACGAAGGUGCCUAUUUCUUCAAUAGUUCGACAGAAUCCUCCGCAAUCAUCAGCAAUGAUAUCUUAAAGAUAUCGAAGCUGAAUCUUAGCGGACAAGUCGUGACCGAUAGCGAGGGCGGAAUCGGCUCUAUGGGUCGAAUGAAAGCGUCCUUGUUUACCUGUGAACGGCUCCCGCCGUUGGACCAAAGCGUCAUUGAGUAUCCAUCGAGAUACAUUGCAUCGCUGCCUUCCAACGAAAUUUGGCACACGUUUAUCGACGCUUUGAAUACAUGGUACCAGGUACCACAGCACCACUUGACUAUCAUUCGGACAGUCAUUACACAGCUACACAGCUCCUCACUUAUGCUAGACGAUAUUCAAGAUCACUCCCCACUCCGUGGUGGUAACCCAGCCGCCCACAGAGUUUAUGGUAUCGGCCAAACCGUCAACUCUGCUUACUUCCAGUGCGCCGAUGCACUAAGACAGAUACAGAAGAUAUCAUCUGACGCUGUCUUGGUGUUCACUGAGGAACUCAUGGCGUUGCAAAUAGGUCAGGGAGCCGACAUGUAUUGGACAUAUCAUUCAAUCACGCCGACUGAAGAAGAAUACCUUCAAACGGUUGACUCUAAAACGACUGCCUUGUUUCGUAUGGCUAGUCGCUUGUUGCAAGGUCAGGCAACCAUGAAUAGAUGCAUGGAUAUGGAGGGGUUUUUGACUCUAUUUGGACGGUAUAUCCAGAUCCGGAAGGAUUACCAGAAUCUCGAGUCCUCUAAGAACACCAAGAAUCAAGGCUUCUGCUCCGAUUUCGAUGGAGGAAAAUACUCUCUCCCUCUCAUUCAUGCUUCAAAGCAUGGCAGCCCAGAGAUCAAUGCAAUCCUGCAACAGCGGAAGCGAACAGAGAGUCUGACAACCGAUCUUAAGAUCGUUCUGUUAAGCGAGCUGAAGGCAAAGGGUAGUUUAGCGUACACGCUUCAAGUACUCCAGAACCUCGAGCGGGCUAUCAAAGAUGAACUCCAAUCUCUAGAAAGCGAGGCCGAAAUCAAGAACUGGCUACUAUGGAGAAUCUUGCAGCAGAUGAGCCUGGAUAACCACCUCGGCUGA